Messenger RNA from Frieseomelitta varia, 453 nucleotides. RefSeq names its product mitochondrial import inner membrane translocase subunit Tim8 (gene Tim8). The transcript has 2 exons. NCBI's taxonomy places the organism in Eukaryota, Metazoa, Arthropoda, Insecta, Hymenoptera, Apidae. The record is from RefSeq and is a predicted model, not a curated record. The coding region runs from base 119 to 391 and encodes 90 amino acids.
CGAUUUUGGUGAUUAUCUAAUUAAUAAGACCACGUGCAUACGUAAAAGAUUAAAAUAUUAUUAAUUUUAUAAAAUAUUAAAUAAAUUAUUUUGUAAAACUAUAAAAUAUAUUCAAGAAAUGUCUACCGAGGAUGUAAUGGAAGGCAAUAAGAUUGCAGAAACAGAAUUACAAGAAUUUUUUAUGGCUGAGAAACAAAAAGCACAAAUUCAAGCUCAGAUUCACGAAUUCAACGAUAUUUGUUGGGAAAAAUGUAUUGAUAAACCAGGAGUCAAAUUGGACAGUCGAACGGAAACAUGCCUAAUUAAUUGCGUUGAUAGAUUUAUAGACGUUUCACUUUUAAUUACAAGUCGUUUUGCACAAAUUUUGCAAAAAUCUGUGGGAAACAUGUAAUAUUAAAUAAAUUGUCUAUAUAAUAGUUGUAUUGUUAUUACCAAAUACAGGAAAUGGAAUUA